UACUGAAGGUAGACUUAAAAUUGUCGAUUACCUACAAGGUAGUGCACCUACACGCAAAAAUAUUGUAACAUUUUGGAGAGCAGGAUCGGUCUGUUUGUACACCUUACUUUUGUCAUCACAUAUUUGGACAGCGUGACUAAUUUUGAAUUUAUAUUAAUAGAUGCACUACAAGGAUUUGUUAAAUUCGCAAUAUUAGUCAAUACACAGAAAUGUUAAGACACAAUAAUGUCGUACCGUCGCAUAACAUAGUAGCAGACGAGCCUGUAACUGUCGGAGUUGGAGAUGGAGCUCUAGAGCUCGAACCACCUGAAGAGGGCGCCACUAUCGAAAACCCGCCAAAUGGAGGACAUCGAGCUUGGUUCAUAGUUCUUUCCAGCGCUUUGAUAAAUGCGUUGCUAGGCAUAAUGGAGAUGUUGAAAAUCAUCUCUAUUUUUAACGACAAAAUGUCGUCUGAUACCGGAAUUGACACACAUACACAAGCAGAAAUACUUUUACAGUUCAUGGCACUUGUUAAUCUGUAUGCUCCACUGGGUGCAAUUGUUAUGAUUCAUUUUGGUUACCGGGCAACAGUUUGUAUUGGAGCCGGUAUCGUCAUGGUAACCGUUAUCAUACUAUCUCAUCUUAAAGAUGAUACCGAAGACGCUGUAAAAUUCUUUCUUUAUGGACCCGGCGCAAUAGGGAUGAGUUUCAUCAAAGUAGGCGCAUUGAUCCCAGUAUUAGAAUAUUUUUCAACAAAGAGAAUGACAGCUUUAUUCUUAUCAAGACUUGGGACAUAUGCUGGACAGAUUAUCUUUUCCCUCAUACAUAUACUAAGUUCAUCUGACAUUAAUUGGAGGGCUUAUUUAAGGGGCUGCACAGGGUUAUGUAUCGGAAUAGGACUGCUCGGCUUAACGUUACAGGAACUUAAACUCAACAUGAAAGAUGGAACAGGAACAUUUGUUGCAAGGACCCUUGGUGUUGGAAGUAAACAAAUUUUUAAGAGCACACUAUUUUGGUCAACAUGUGCUAUAUAUUUCUUUUAUCAAUGGGGCAUUGAAACGCCUCUAGGUCAAUUAAGCUCAAUGUCUGACCACCUGGGGAUUGAGAAAAAGGUAGGACAGAAUCUCGUGUACGUAUUAAGUCCGGCCUUCGGCAAACUAUUUGGAAUGUUUUUAGCAUGGAUAUUCAAGAAAGUUUACUAUGAGGAAAAGAGCCGACUGCACAUGGGAACAUUGGAGAAAGACCGCAUGAUAGUAGUUUUUCGUAUCUUAUUUGUGGCAGCAUUUAGUAUGGCUAUUGGGUGCUUUAUAGCGCCUAAAGCAGUUAACUUUUGGUAUUUCUUCCCAUUUAGUAUCCUGUUUGCGGCUUUGUUUGCAUUUUGCGAAGGUUUACGAGAUGAUGCUGUACCGGAAGAGUUUGGAAAGGAAAAUGUGCGAAUUGUUGAAGGACUUAUCCUGAUGUUUGCUGGUCUUGGUGGUGUUAUUACAAAUGAAAUUGGAGCUGAUAUUGAAGAUGACGAUGAUGAUAACUGGAAGAAACUAUUCUAUUAUGGUGGUGGUAUGUUACUUCUGUCAACAUCUGUUACAAUGACUGUUCUUGUAUUAAUACAAAGCAGUAGUAUACCGUCCAAAUUUAAAAGCAACGCCGUUCUCCCAUUGAACCAAAUUAAUGAAGGAUUUACUGGUAAAAAAAGUAAAAAGACCACUGUCGUAAACACAACGUUACAACAGCAGCCCGGAGCAUCCACAAACAGCAAUGGCGGUUUUCAAAAUAAAGACACCAGAUCUGAAACGGUUGAUAACCAAAUUGUACUCCCAUUGAACCAAAUUAAUGAAGGAUCUACUAGUAAAAAAAGUCGAAAGACCACUGUCGUAAACACAACGUUACAACAGCAGCCGGGAGCAUCCACAAACAGCAAUGGCGGUUUUCAAAAUAAAGACACCAGAUCUGAAACGGUUGAUAACCAAGUUGGCGGAAAUGGAUUUCAGGAGCCAAAUACAAUCAUUCAAAAUCAGGCAGGUAGUUUCCAGUACCCUCAACAACAACAACAGGCGGCUAUGCCAAUUCUCUAUCUACACAGCAGCAUACAGCCUGCACCAGAACAAGCAGUAUUUAUAGGUAAUCCACACAUGAAUGCCCAACCUUAUCUGGAAGCGUCAGUAUUUCUGCCAAAUCAAAAUGGCAGCUUUAUACCGUAUCUAAUUCAAGCCAGACCGCAGCAGACGGUUCAGAAUGAUGUCCCACAAAAUCAACCACAAUGCGUUGUUACCACACAAGACCUGCAAUAAUUUGGUUUGAGGAUAUUUUUAAAACAUUUCAAAAAUAUGUAUGCAAGAAUGGCGAAUAUUCCAACUUGU
Messenger RNA from Ruditapes philippinarum (Manila clam), 2336 nucleotides. RefSeq lists its product as uncharacterized. Lineage: Eukaryota; Metazoa; Mollusca; Bivalvia; Venerida; Veneridae. Bases 210 to 2267 code for a protein of 685 amino acids. Gene Ontology annotation, biological process: transmembrane transport. The record is from RefSeq and is a predicted model, not a curated record. Gene Ontology annotation, molecular function: transmembrane transporter activity. The transcript has 8 exons.